UUGUGACAAAUUCCAUUAUCUGAACUUGAUAAGCCGAACCCUGAUUAAAAUUUAGAUAGUCCCUUCACUGAAACAGCUCCCUACUCUACGCAAUCAUUCUCGUGUUCGAUCCUCUCUCUGUCUCUUCCGGUGGCAGGCACAGAUCUCUUCUUUCGUGUUUUAUGUAGAUAGUGAGCUUCUCUGUGGUAGAUGAUUUGUGUAUAUACAUCUAUGAAUAAGCCUUAGAAUUUACCUUCUUUUUGUGAAAGAUUUGACGGGUGCAAAGUGGUUUGUAAGAUGGAGGAUAGGAAAUCUGUAUAAAUAUAUUUUGUGGGCAGAGAGAAACAUGGAUUUGCAGGGUAAUGUUCAGGCUGAAAAUGGAAGAUUCGAACAAAUAGUUAAUCAGUUUCUUUUGAAAAGCUUGCAUAUCAUAUUGGACUCUAGGGUUCCUUCAAUUCGUCCAUAUGGUCGCAGUCGUGAUCUGUUGUCAGGCACUCCUGUGAAGAAACUCGACAGAUGGUUCAGCUUAUAUCUUGGAGAUCGUCCUCCUGCUUUAGAUAAUUUGAGUUUCUGGCAAAAAAAUUUAACGGAACCGAUGAUAAUAGACGUAUUACUUGUUCAAGAAGUGCCUGAUUAUUCAUCUGAGCACAAUCCAACCUCUUUGUUGGGAUCGGGGAAUUGUUUUGAGACUGUCAUAGAAAGAUGGGUUGUUCAAUAUGAGUAUAUCAGGACAGCGUUUCCUCAAGUUGGCGACUUUUCAGCCUCUUACAAGAAAACAUAUAAGAAAUCAAUCAUACUUUUGCGUUCCCUUUAUUCAAUGAUGAGGCUUCUUCCUGCAUAUCGGGCAUUUCGAAAGCUAUGCUCACCAAGUCAAGCUUCUGAUUUUGGUAUGAACUACAAGCUUUCUUCAUUUAGUGCUCCAUUUUUGAGGGCAGAGGAGGAAGUGAUGAAGCAGUAUAGUUUCCCUCCUGUAGAUGCCCCACAAGGUCGCCUUUCCAUAUCUGUGACUUAUCGUGAGAGUUUGUCCAAUUUCAACCUUGAGACUUCUACCUCAUUCCCACCACAGAUUAUUACAGACUAUGUUGGUAGCCCUGCCACCGAUCCUUUUAGGUCUUUACCCUCUUCAGAGAAGGGUUUCAGUGCUACAUCCUUUCCAUCAAGAGGGGGACGAUCACCUUCUUCAACACCAUUUCAACGUCCUCAAAGCUGGACAAGUGGCCUCCAUAGGAUGUCUCCUUUAAUGCAACCCCUCAGUGGAGGAUCUCCACCCUUGCAUCGCACAUCAACUAUGCCACAUGAUUAUUCUUCAUCCCCUCCUGAUACAUAUGGUCAUCGGAUUCAAAACUAUAGGUUGCCAACUCAUCAUAAGACAACCAGUUUUGAUGAGCACCAGCUUUCACCUCCAUUCUCACAAUCUCCUUCUCCAUCACCCCCACCAUAUCUUUCUGGUGGUAAUCCUAUGCAAACCCGUCUGCGUUCAGAGACUGCCCCUGUUAGUAUCCCACACCCAAUGAUGGGCAGAAGCCCUAGAUACCUUUCACCCAAUUUGUCUGAUCCAAAUAGACAUUCACUCCCACCUUUUUCUCCCAGAUGCACAAAGCCCGAUCUAUCAUUACAGGAUUCCCCGUCUGGAAUACGGUUGCCAAAGAAAUCAGACUCAUCAAGAGCUUUGGAUUUGAAUUCUGGGACGGCAAACCAAUUUUCUAGCCAAAAGGUGUUAAGAGAUAGCAAAGAUGAUUCAGGUCGUUUCUCAGGUUUGCUAUCUUCAAGUGGCUCUCCACGCAUUGGAUUUUCAAGAAGCUCUAGUAGAUUAUCUUUCCAGGAUGAUUUGGAUGAUUGUGACUUCUCAUGCCCUUUUAUUGUUGAUGAUGUUGAUACGUCAGAUUCCCUCGCCAGUCAGAAUGUUGAUGGGAAAAAAGGUUCAGAGUUCACCACACAAGCAUUCUCAAUGGGUAGAAAAUCACAAGAUGCAGCUGUUGGUGCCCUUGUUCAUAUGUUGAGGACAGCACCACCACUGCGCCAAGAUUCAAGCUGUUACUCAUCUCGUUCCUCAAAGACUGAACUCGAGGGAGAAGUUGGUGCAGCUUCUGGGUUCUUUUUGGCUCGGAAGACUUCAGAUGCCUUGGAGGAGCUCAGGGGUUACAGAGAAAUGAAAGACCUCCUUCUCUCCAAAAGUGGGACUCCGGUGGCUGGCAAAGAAGAAGCCUAACCCUGCUGCUUGCUUGGUGUAAUUUUGUUUUGAAACACAAUAUUAAGAUUUCUGCUUAAUGGUUCUUUAUCACGACAUUUAGUUUAACAUGUGUACAGCAACAUUUUUUAAUGUUUACUCUUUAAUUUUUGCGCAAGGCCUAACAGAUCAUGUACAUUAAAUGAAUAGAAAUCAAUUACUAUGAGACCAAUUUACUGUC
This is a messenger RNA of Camellia sinensis, 2387 nucleotides long. It is a transcript of the gene ATG13, whose product is annotated as Autophagy-related protein 13. The record is from RefSeq and is a predicted model, not a curated record. Lineage: Eukaryota; Viridiplantae; Streptophyta; Magnoliopsida; Ericales; Theaceae. Gene Ontology annotation, biological process: protein localization to phagophore assembly site; autophagosome assembly; mitophagy. Gene Ontology annotation, cellular component: phagophore assembly site; Atg1/ULK1 kinase complex; cytosol.